Messenger RNA from Chinchilla lanigera (long-tailed chinchilla), 1219 nucleotides. RefSeq names its product protease, serine, 41 (gene Prss41). Gene Ontology annotation, molecular function: serine-type endopeptidase activity. Lineage: Eukaryota; Metazoa; Chordata; Mammalia; Rodentia; Chinchillidae. The record is from RefSeq and is a predicted model, not a curated record. Bases 228 to 1205 code for a protein of 325 amino acids. Gene Ontology annotation, biological process: proteolysis. The transcript is spliced from 7 exons.
CCCUCGGCUGCACAAAAAAGGGGACUGCGGGGGAUCACUGGCUACUGGGUCAUGACAAGUGGUACUGUGGGUGAUCUGCCCUUGCAGGAGCAGAAGGCCAGGACACUUGGUCUCCAGUAUCCUUGGGUAAGGUGAGAAGAAGGGGUGUCCAGGGCUCCAUCCGCCCCUCUCCCCCAGGGGGCUCCACCUGGCCUGAGCAUCCGGAAGGAGGAUCAGGAGAGGACACCAUGGUCGCCAGGGGCGGGAUGCUUCUGCUGCUCAUGGCCUUGGUGCUGUCGUGGGUGGGACCUGAGAAGCCAGCACCAACGGACGCGGUCGCAGCGGAAGGUCCCAGGCUCACCCAGCUGCUUUCCACACCCUGCGGCCUCCGCAAGGGCCACACACUGAUCGUGGGCGGGGUGGCGUCGUCGCGGGGCCGCUGGCCGUGGCAGGCGGCGCUUCGUGAGGUGCAGCACCGACUGCUGUGCGGAGGGAGCCUGCUGAACCGCCGCUGGGUGCUCUCCGCCGCGCACUGCUUCGCCAGGUUCCCUGAUGCUUCUAAGUGGACUGUCCAGCUGGGUGAGCUCACUCUCCACCCAUCUGUGUGGAACCUACGAGCCUACCUCCAUCGGUACAGGGUGACGGACAUCUUUGUACACCCUGGAGCCAGAGGGUAUUCCAAUGACAUUGCCCUGCUGAGGCUGGCCUCGCCUGUCACCUACACCAAGUACAUCCAGCCGGUCUGUGUCCAGGCCUCGCCCUCCUCCGAGUUCCUGCACCGGCCUGACUGCUGGGUGACCGGCUGGGGCGUUCUCCACGAGGACCUGACACCUCUGCCACCUCCCUACCACCUCCGGGAAGUGCAGGUCACCAUCAUGAACAACACCAGGUGCAACUACCUAUUGAAACAGCCCACUGUGCUCCAUAGAGUCGAAGAGUCCAUGUUUUGUGCUGGUGCUGAGGGUGGCAGCACAGACGCCUGCAGAGGUGACUCAGGAGGACCCUUGGUCUGCGACCUGGACGGGCUGUGGUAUCAGAUUGGAAUCGUGAGCUGGGGAGUGGGCUGCGGUCGCCCCAAUCGGCCCGGAGUCUACACCAACAUCAGCCAGCACAUCCACUGGAUCCUGAAGACAGUAGCCAGCGGUGGCUCCCCCAGGCUAGACCUCCCCCGACUGCUGCUGCUCCUCACUGUGCCCUGGGCUCCCCGGCUCCUGGGCCCCACCUGAGCCCACCUGACGUA